Molecule: messenger RNA, 1614 nt
Organism: Ooceraea biroi (clonal raider ant)
Lineage: Eukaryota; Metazoa; Arthropoda; Insecta; Hymenoptera; Formicidae
Product: alpha-N-acetylgalactosaminidase
Biological process (GO): oligosaccharide metabolic process; glycoside catabolic process
Cellular component (GO): cytoplasm
Molecular function (GO): alpha-galactosidase activity
Source: RefSeq, a predicted model, not a curated record
CACGCGCGCUCGCGCGCCCGCCCGCGCUCCUAACCUCUUCGCACGGCCGUGUAACGCGCAUCCGCUCGCGUAGGAAACUCGGCGCGAUUAUGCUCUCGUAACACAACGGGGCUGGGCCACGACGUCGUAUGUCCGUCAGCGGACGGCGCGGUGGAGGCAGGCGCGGCACGACGCGAGUCAGCGACGGUGAUCGCGCGUAAAAAUGAAAUGGGGCAUUGGGUGAAAGUACUCGCGGCGGCGACGGCGGCGGCAACGAGCGAGCGAGCGAGCGAACCUGCCUCUUAUAUCAGAUCAGUACGAAUGCUGCGCAACUCGUUGCGGACCCUUUGUGUACUCCUGUCGCUGGCUACUCUGGUGCCUGCCCUGGAGAAUGGUUUGGCCAGGACGCCACCGAUGGGCUGGUUGGCCUGGGAGAGAUUCAGAUGCAACACUGACUGCAAAAAUGAUCCGGAUAAUUGCAUAAGUGAUCGUCUCUUCCGAACUAUGACAGAUAUCGUGGUAGCCGAGGGCUAUGCUGCAGUGGGCUAUGAGUACAUUAACGUGGAUGACUGCUGGCUGGAAAAGGAGAGGGACUUGAAUGGGCAGCUUGUUCCAGACAGAGAGCGAUUCCCAUAUGGCAUGAAGAGCCUGUCUGAUUAUGUACACUCAAAAGGUCUUAAGUUUGGCAUUUAUGAAGAUUACGGCAAUUACACUUGCGCCGGAUAUCCAGGUAUAUUGGGUUACCUGGAAAUAGACGCUGCCACGUUCGCAUCUUGGGAUGUGGACUAUGUAAAGUUGGACGGAUGUUACUCACAUCCCGUCGAUAUGGAUAGAGGCUAUCCUGAGUUUGGGUUCCACCUGAAUCAAACUGGCAAACACAUGAUAUACUCCUGCAGCUGGCCCGUGUAUCAGAUCUAUGCCGGUAUGCAGCCAAACUAUACCGCGAUAGCGGAACACUGCAAUCUUUGGCGCAACUUUGACGACAUCCAGGACUCCUGGGCGAGUGUGGAAAGCAUUAUCGACUAUUACGGCAACAAUCAGGACGUGAUUGUGCCUAAUGCUGGGCCUGGUCACUGGAACGAUCCUGAUAUGCUGAUCAUCGGCAAUUUCGGACUGAGCUAUGAGCAAAGCAAAACGCAAAUGGCAAUCUGGGCAAUCCUAGCGGCGCCGUUGCUCAUGUCCGUUGAUCUCAGGACGAUCAGACCAGAGUACAAGGCUAUUUUGCAAAACAAGAAAAUUAUCGCCGUGGACCAAGAUCCACUGGGCAUCCAGGGUCGGCGGAUAUACAAACAUAAGGGCAUUGAGAUUUGGGCGAGGCCCAUCACCCCAGUUUACCAAAAUUACUACUCGUACGCAAUCGCGUUCGUCAACAGGCGAACGGAUGGUACACCAUCGGAUGUAUCAGUCACACUGAAGGAGCUGGGUCUACAGUAUCCGGGAGGAUACCGCGUAGAAGAUUUGUAUGAGGAUGUGGAUUACGGCAUAUUGUCACCGCAAACCAAGAUCAAGGUGAAAGUGAAUCCGUCGGGUGUGGUGAUACUGCGGUGUAAUUUGAACAUAGAUGACGGGUUUCGUUACUCGCCGUACUCGCCCUUGAAUCAGGUGUUUAAAGUUAGGCAAAACUCAUUUAAAUGA